Camelina sativa (false flax) is the source of this 1868-nucleotide messenger RNA. RefSeq names its product transcription factor DIVARICATA. The record is from RefSeq and is a predicted model, not a curated record. Lineage: Eukaryota; Viridiplantae; Streptophyta; Magnoliopsida; Brassicales; Brassicaceae. Gene Ontology annotation, molecular function: DNA binding.
UCAUUCCUGUUUCAUUUACAUAUUUCUCUUUCUUUCUCUCUCUCCUUUCUCUCUCUCUCCCUUUUCAGACUUCAGAGUUUGAGAGAAAGAAAGAACAAGUUUGGGUUUUGUUCACUUUUAACACAGCUUCAAUCUCUCUGAACCCACCUGAAGUUUUUCUCCAUUUCUUCUCUCUUCUGUGUUUUGUUCCUUUUUUUUCAUCACUUUUUAAAUUCUUCUAUUUGGUUUCUUGCCAGUUUCCAAGAGAGCUUCCAAAUCCCAGAUCCUCUGUUUUCCUUCUUUGGUCAUCCUUUCCCCUGUUUUUUCUUACUUUUUUACUUUCUCUCUAGAUUCGGAUCUGACCACUAAGGAUUUAGUUGGUAAAAGAGGUUUUAUAUCCUUCACACAACAACUCUCAAAGAUCGAAUCUUUUUCCUUCUUCUUCUUCUUGUCCUUAGAGUCUGGAAAACAAAAACAAAAAAAGCAGCUCGCUUUAUAUCUCCUCCUUAGAUUCUUCAAAGCUUUAUAUGCUUAUCUCUCAGAUUCCAUUCCAUAAAAAUGCCAUUUUGACAGAUCAAAGUCUCUCUCUCUCUCUCUCUCUCUUUUAAGCUCCACCAUUUGCUAAGAACAUUUCUUUUCUUUUCCUAAAUUCGAAUCAACAAUCGUUGAAAAAACAUGAACAGAGGAAUCGAAGUUAUGUCACCAGCAACAUAUCUAGAGACAUCAAACUGGCUGUUCCAAGAGAACAGAGGAACCAAAUGGACAGCUGAAGAAAACAAGAAAUUCGAAAACGCUUUAGCCUUCUACGACAAAGAUACACCAGACAGAUGGGUCAAAGUCGCUGAUAUGCUCCCCGGGAAAACCGUGGGAGAUGUGAUCAAACAAUACAGAGAGCUCGAAGAAGACGUCAGCGAUAUUGAAGCAGGUCUUAUCCCAAUCCCCGGCUACGCUUCUGAUUCGUUCACGCUCGAUUGGGGUGGCUACGAUGGAGCUGCUGCAGCUGGUAACAAUGGGUUUAACAUGAACGGUUAUUACUUCUCUGCUACCGCCGGAGGAAAGAGAGGAUCCGCUGCUCGAACGGCGGAGCAUGAGAGGAAGAAAGGUGUCCCAUGGACAGAAGAAGAACACAGACAAUUUCUGAUGGGUCUGAAGAAAUAUGGAAAAGGAGAUUGGAGAAACAUAGCUCGCAACUUCGUGACCACACGGACGCCAACGCAAGUCGCGAGUCACGCUCAGAAGUAUUUCAUAAGGCAAGUCAACGGUGGCAAAGACAAACGCCGAUCAAGCAUCCACGAUAUCACCACCGUCAACAUUCCUGACUCUCCUGACGCAGCAGCCACCGAUAACGUAACCGCAAAUGCACCAUGCUCGCCGCCAUCAGUAGGAGGAAGCCAGCAGGAGGCGUCGGAGUGGGAUGGUCAACCGCUUUACGAUGAAACAGCGGCUGCGUUUUAUAACCAAAACGGGUUUCAGGAAACGCUACUUGGAAUGUCCUCGACGCCGUACAUGGCAAAACUUCAGGAGCAGAGUUUUCUGAACGCAUCGCAAUUCGGAUCGUACAAUGCGUAUCUCCAAAUGUAGCACAAGGUGAAGAUCUCGGAGAAGUUAUUUUACUACGAGUUAAUAAUCAUUAAUAUUUUUUUUUGCUAUUUCGCUUUUCUUAAUUCGCGUGCAUAUACAAAAAAAAAAUAGCUGCUAUUUUUUUUUCGAAGAUACUAUUUGUUGUUUUGCUUACCCUAUUUUUUUCGUGGUUGAUUCAACGAGUUUUCAACAAGUUAAUUAGGUUUUGUUAUUUUCAUUACUAAGUGAUUAUUUGUGUGAUUUGGAACUCAUAUGAGCUCAAAUGGUUUAUGAUAAUUUAUACUGUGUCAUGUAGGCGUUUAUUACAA